This is a messenger RNA of Corylus avellana, 2470 nucleotides long. Its product is annotated as alkaline/neutral invertase E, chloroplastic. Gene Ontology annotation, molecular function: sucrose alpha-glucosidase activity; endo-alpha-N-acetylgalactosaminidase activity. Lineage: Eukaryota; Viridiplantae; Streptophyta; Magnoliopsida; Fagales; Betulaceae. The record is from RefSeq and is a predicted model, not a curated record. Gene Ontology annotation, biological process: sucrose catabolic process. Gene Ontology annotation, cellular component: chloroplast.
AUCCUGUCUGAUCUUCUGGGUUGCCAAAACUGUGACGAUUUGGCGUGAGUGACUGGGUCUCAUCCUUGGUUCCUGCCGAGUAGCGAGCAAUCCCAUUAAAACCCCAAACUCCGAAGAAAAUCAGGCGGAGACAAAUGGCAAGCGAAGAUGAUUAACUGAAUGAAUGAGAAAUAGGUGCCUUUAACCAAAUCAAGAGGUAGUUCGCAGAGGUGUAGAUUUGAAAAUUAGUGUUUUUUUCUUUUUUGGCAAUGGCUACGUCAGAAGCAAUUCUACAAGUUCUAUCUGGGUCUUUGUUACCUGGCCUUCAUCAUUCUGAUAAAAGUACCAACAAUUUUAACUCGGUUCAUGCAAUUAAAGCCAAUGUCAAUAAUACAAGGGAAAAAUUUCCAGUCUCCAUGCGAGUGUUAAAGAGUUGCAGGCGGGUCUAUGCAUUACAGUGUAGAGGUGGUGUUUUUCGUGGGAAGACUGAUGUUAGUAGAGUGGAAUCUAUCGGUUGCAAAUGCCAACAGGCUGAAAGUGUGAGUGGGGUGACUGCAGAGGAUCAUAAUGAGACCUGGGUCAUGGGGAGGGAAGAAAGUAUACCAUCAGUGCCUGUCAAUGGAACGAGCAGUGAACUAAGUACUGAAGAAUUUGGGAUAGGUGAACAAUUGAAACAUGAAAAGGGAGGUCUUACUACAAAUGGCAAGUCGGCUGCAGCCGGAACAAUCAAAGAUACGAUGCUUGCAGGUAGGGUAAAUCUGAUUGAGGAUGAAGCAUGGAACUUGCUGAGGGACUCCAUUGUUUAUUAUUGUAAUAAUCCAAUUGGAACCAUCGCUGCUAAUGACCCAAGCAGCUCUAGUAUUCUGAACUAUGAUCAGGUCUUUAUUAGAGAUUUCAUACCUUCUGGGAUAGCUUUCCUUUUAAAGGGAGAGUAUGACAUUGUACGAAAUUUCAUUCUGUACACCCUUCAGUUGCAGAGUUGGGAGAAAACCAUGGAUUGCCAUAGUCCUGGUCAAGGACUGAUGCCUGCCAGUUUCAAGGUGCGCACAGUUCCCCUAGAUGGUGAUGAUUCUGCAACUGAAGAUGUAUUGGAUCCCGACUUUGGUGAAGCAGCAAUUGGCCGUGUGGCACCAGUUGAUUCUGGAUUGUGGUGGAUUAUAUUGUUACGAGCAUAUGGAAAAUGUUCUGGAGAUUUAUCAGUGCAAGAGAGAGUUGAUGUGCAAACUGGGAUAAAAAUGAUUUUAAAGUUGUGUCUUGCUGAUGGUUUUGAUAUGUUUCCUACUUUAUUGGUCACUGAUGGCUCUUGCAUGAUAGAUCGUCGCAUGGGAAUUCAUGGACAUCCUUUGGAAAUUCAGGCGCUCUUUUAUUCAGCAUUACUUUGUGCACGUGAGAUGCUUGCUCCUGAGGAUGCAUCAGCCGACCUUAUACGAGCACUUAAUAAUCGUCUAGUUGCAUUGUCUUUCCACAUUAGGGAAUAUUACUGGAUUGAUAUGAGAAAGCUCAAUGAGAUCUACCGUUACCAGACAGAGGAAUACUCAUUUGAUGCUGUUAAUAAGUUCAACAUAUACCCAGAUCAGAUCCCUUCCUGGCUGGUGGAAUUUAUGCCCAGUAAAGGAGGCUAUUUGAUUGGAAAUCUGCAGCCAGCUCACAUGGACUUCCGUAUGUUUUCUCUUGGAAAUUUAUGGUCUAUUGUAAGCAGUCUUGCGACGCCAGAUCAGUCACAUGCAAUAUUGGACCUUAUAGAAACAAAAUGGGCUCAAUUAGUUGCAGAUAUGCCACUCAAAAUAUGUUAUCCUGCUCUUGAAGGCCAGGAAUGGCGACUUAUCACAGGCAGUGAUCCCAAGAACACUCCUUGGUCUUACCACAAUGGAGGUUCUUGGCCAACAUUGCUCUGGCAGCUCACAGUGGCAUGUAUAAAGAUGGAUCGACCAGAAAUCGCCUUGAAGGCUGUUGAGAUUGCUGAGAGACACAUUUCCGGAGAUAAGUGGCCUGAAUAUUAUGACACCAAGCGAGGAAGAUUUAUCGGAAAACAGGCAAGGCUGUAUCAAACGUGGUCAAUUGCAGGAUAUCUUGUGGCAAAGCUCCUCCUUGCCAACCCAAGUGCGGCCAACAUCCUUAUAAACGAAGAGGAUUCAGAACUUGCAAAUGCUUUUUCUUCCAUGAUCAGUGGCAACCCAAGGAGGAAACGGGGUCAAAAGAGACGGAGCUUCAUAAUCUGAGUUUAAAUUUUGAAGCAGAGUGGUAGGAAGGAAACAAAUGAGAUAAAGCCUCCGUUUUAAUUUGGCCAAGAAAAAAAUAAAAAGUGUAUCCCGUAUUUUUAUCCUAUACAAGUUACUGUGAAAUGGUUUUCUUUCGAGGAAGAAAGGUUUUGCUUUAAAUCUGAAGCUAGUCUUUUUUAUUCUUGUCGCAACCAACAGUCUGUAAAAGGAUGUUUGUGUUGUUAGAAAUAAUAAUAAGCGGUAUGUCCUUCCUGUUUGGGUUUGAUAAUUUA